This is a messenger RNA of Chinchilla lanigera (long-tailed chinchilla), 4156 nucleotides long. It is a transcript of the gene Kcns1, whose product is annotated as potassium voltage-gated channel, modifier subfamily S, member 1. The record is from RefSeq and is a predicted model, not a curated record. Gene Ontology annotation, biological process: potassium ion transmembrane transport; protein homooligomerization; regulation of delayed rectifier potassium channel activity. NCBI's taxonomy places the organism in Eukaryota, Metazoa, Chordata, Mammalia, Rodentia, Chinchillidae. The transcript is spliced from 2 exons. Gene Ontology annotation, molecular function: delayed rectifier potassium channel activity. Gene Ontology annotation, cellular component: membrane; voltage-gated potassium channel complex. The annotation marks the transcript as partial.
GCCGCGGCGUCGGAGGAGCAGGCGCGGCGCCUGUGCGACGACUACGACGCGGCGGCGCGCGAGUUCUACUUCGACCGGCACCCGGGCUUCUUCCUGGGCCUGCUGCAUUUCUACCGCACCGGCCGCCUGCACGUCCUCGACGAGCUGUGCGUCUUCGCCUUCUGCCAGGAGGCCGACUACUGGGGCCUGGGCGAGAGCGCGCUGGCCGCGUGCUGCCGCGCGCGCUACCUGGAGCGGCGCGUGGCGCGGCCGCGUGCCUGGGACGAGGACAGCGACACGCCGAGCAGCGUGGACCCGUGCCCCGACGAGAUCUCAGACGUGCAGCGCGAGCUGGCGCGCUAUGGGGCUGCGCGCUGCGGCCGCCUGCGCCGCCGCCUCUGGCUCACCAUGGAGAACCCCGGCUACUCGCUGCCCAGCAAGCUUUUCAGCUGCGUCUCCAUCGGCGUGGUGCUCGCCUCUAUCGCUGCCAUGUGCAUCCACAGCCUGCCGGAGUACCAGGCCCGCGAAGCGGCGGCCGCUGUAGCUGCGGUGGCCGCGGGCCGCAGGGCCGACGAUGCGCGCGACGACCCGGUGCUGCGACGCCUCGAGUACUUCUGCAUCGCCUGGUUUAGCUUCGAGGUGUCGUCGCGCCUCCUGCUGGCACCCAGCACGCGCAACUUCUUCUGCCACCCGCUCAACCUCAUCGACAUUGUGUCCGUGUUACCCUUCUAUCUCACGCUGUUGGCGGGCGCGGCGUUGGGUGACCGGGACGGCGGGAGCGGCGAGGAGCUCGGCGACCUGGGCAAGGUGGUGCAGGUGUUCCGCCUCAUGCGAAUCUUCCGUGUGCUCAAGUUGGCGCGCCACUCUACGGGACUGCGCUCUCUGGGUGCCACGCUCAAGCACAGCUACCGCGAGGUGGGCAUCUUACUGCUGUACCUGGCCGUGGGUGUGUCGGUGUUCUCCGGUGUGGCUUACACAGCUGAAGAGCAGAACAUAGGUUUUCACACCAUCCCAGCCUGCUGGUGGUGGGGCACUGUGAGCAUGACCACUGUGGGCUACGGGGAUGUGGUGCCAGAGACAGUGGCGGGCAAGCUGGCGGCCUCCGGCUGCAUCCUGGGGGGCAUUCUGGUGGUGGCACUCCCCAUCACCAUCAUCUUCAACAAGUUCUCCCAUUUCUACCGGCGCCAGAAGGCUCUGGAAGCGGCCGUGCGCAACAGCGGCCACCGAGAGUUUGAGGACUUGCUGAGCAGCGUUGACGGAGUGUCAGAGGCAUCUCUGGAGACAUCCCGAGACACCUCUCAGGAGGGACGGUCUGUAGACCUGGAGACUCAGGCCCAGGGGGACCCUCCAGAUGCUCAGAGUUAUUAAAACUAGGUCUCUGCAUCCCCUUUCUUCCCAAGUCAGCUGAAACAGAGCAGAUUCCUCCCCCGCUUAAGCUCUCGUGGGAGUGGGCCUCUUGGGACCACUCGCACUGGCCCAAGAAAUGAGACCCAGGGGCCGCACACCUUCCUCCAAUGGCCCAGAGCAGCGAGUGCUGCCCUGUGUUCUAUGAGUCCACAGAGCAACUCAGACACUUUUGUUUUAUUUUUUUAUUUUUGGCUUUUUUCCGGUACCAGGAAUGGAACUCACGACCUUGCGCUUGCCAGGCAGGCGCUGUGCCGCUGAGCUAAAUCCCCAGCCCCCUCAGACAUUUUUAUUAACCAGCCUCCUAGCUACCCAGGAAGCAGACAUGAGCCAGAGGGAGAAAGAAGAAGGAUGCUGACGAUUCUGGGCACCUUCUAUAUAUUGGCCAUAUUUGGCCAUGUGUUGGAAGAGGAGAAUCAUCUGCCAUUUCAAGCCAGGCGUAAUGGCACACACCUGUAAUCCAACUGUUGGAGAGCUGAAAUAGGGCUGCAAGUUCAAAGCAAGCCUGGGAAACUUAAUGAGACCCUGUCUUAAAUCAAAUUUGUAAAAAGGACUGGGGGUGCAUUCAGUGGCAGAGUGCUUGUUUAGUAUAUAUACCCCCAAUCCUAAGAGAAAAAAAAAAAGAAUUAUACCCAAUUCACAGAUGUGGAAACUGAAGCUCUGAAACAAUGAGUCUCCCAAAUGUCUCAGGACAAGAAGUGGUAGAGUCAGGUCUGGAAUCCAUGGCUGUGGUUUGCCAAGAUAUGUUCCAUCCACUCUUUCUCUCUCCUACCUUCAUACAGUUUGCAUGUGGUUGUAGAAGUUCAUGGAUCCACCAACCUCAUCCAUGGAAUGAGAACCUCUGACAGAGUGAGGGAGAGGAGCAGAAAGGAUUCGAACAUAGGCGCUCUGGACCUCAGCUCUAGUUCUGUUCUAGGAACUUUUGGAAGGAGUCAAAGAUGAGUCCUGGGAGGAUGGAAAAGGGAGCUGCCUCCUUAGUUCAUGUGCAAACUUUCUUGAGCAAUAAUCUGCACCUUCACCCUAAGGCUGAGUUGAGAUACUGAAAAUCUCAAAGAGCCUUGGCCUAAGGUCCAUACUCACCUCUUGGUCUGCCUGUGUGAAGCAGCCACCUCCAGACCUCAGCCCACCUGCCAAAUAGUCAUAAUCUCUGCUCCAGAGGGAGGUGAAAAAGCCACAUGGGGCAGAGGAGGCACUGACUUAAAGGCCGCUCAGCUCUGAAAUGCUAGUGGCAGGGGCUGUAAUGCAUGUGCCCGCUUCUGGAAAUUCCCUUCUACCCACUGCACAGACACCAGCCCUGUCUUGAGUAACCGUCCAGGCAAACGCUGGAGACUCCUAUCCCUUUUGGCUAGCUCUGGCCCUGUCAUCCUUGCUGCCAGUAAAUCUUUAGUACUCCCUACCGAAGUCCAUGUGCUGCAAAAGUCAGGAAGGGUCCCCAUUGGACCUUUCCACAAACCACGGCUAGAGCAUCCGUGACCAGUAUCAUUGUAAACAGAUGUGGCUUUGCUUGUCCCAUCACACUGAGCCUCGAAAUGGAAGACAUUAUCGGGCUGACCCUCAUGCUUGGAGCAAAGUAGGUAUUUAGUACAUUUUGAGUAGAUUGACCAAUUGCUAUAGUCUAUUGUGUGCCAAGCGCUGGAGUGGAAGAAUAAAUUCCCAGAGAGAAAUGGAACAAGUCCUCUGCCUCCCCUGGCCCUGCUUGGUUUUUGAGCUUUUACAGUGGUUCCCUUGUCGGUUCUUCACUCACUCACUCAGGAAAUAUCUGUUGGAAAGGUCGUAAGGUGGGGCUUCACGUGUGGUCUGCAAACAUGUUUUGCUCAGCUGAACAGUAAUUUUAGUAUACUUUUAAACUGGGCCUGCCUUUGAGUGAGGCACGCAGUCUCCAGUUCCCCAUACCACCCCUCCCCAAUCCCAUCCACACAUAUACACACAUGCUGCUGCUACCAUGUUUACAACCAGUGUCACAGAUUUAUUUUAUCACUCAGCCUCUGAUUUCUUGACAGCUUACUAGCUUUAAAAAAUACCAUGGACAAAAUAUAUAUCCCUAUAGUCGUUUAAGCUAUGCAGACUAGUAGGAAAGAUAGACUUUAAUGCAGGAAUCACAGGUACAUACGAUAGUGAGCUCUACUAAGUGCAAGGAGCUAACUAUCAGCAUGUAUAAUGUACCAGGGACCAUUCCCUGAGAGGCUCAGAGACCACUUUUCUGAGCAAGUGACAUCAUAAAGACAAAUACCUAAGUGGGCAAAAAGGGGUUCCAGGGAGGACUGUUCCCAGCAUCAGCAGAAGUACAUGUGAAAAUCUUGUGUUUCACAGGGCCUAGUAUGGUGAUAGCCAACCUUUUAGAGCUUUCAGUGAUAACACACAGCCUACUGCAGCAUGCGUGCCAUAGGUUCGCCACUACUUCUACCAUAUAGUGGUUCCCCCAACGUGCUUGUAGAUUGCAAGACUCCAGAUUGGAGCAGCAGCAGGAACUAAGCCAAAGGGACUCUCAGGGACUUAACACACUCACCUCUUAAUGUCUGGGCCCCGCUGUGCCCAGCUUUGGGGCAGACAUUCCAGGUGUGCGUGCCUCACUCCCAUGGUGUUACCUAACACAUGAAGAAGCCAGAUGGUUUGGGACCCCAGAGUUGGUGCGGCAAUAGGGGGAAAUGCUCUCGUCUGAGUCCACCGCCACAAGGUUGUGCAUGGCCCUGAAAGAAAUGCAACAAGUCACCCCCAUUCCAGUGUAUCAGUGAAACCAUUAUGCAAAUUAUGCAAAUAAAAAGCUGUGCCUCAA